Messenger RNA from Zasmidium cellare ATCC 36951, 2400 nucleotides. RefSeq lists its product as uncharacterized. The transcript has 2 exons. Gene Ontology annotation, molecular function: transcription coregulator activity. The coding region runs from base 1 to 2400 and encodes 799 amino acids. Gene Ontology annotation, cellular component: nuclear chromosome; SWI/SNF complex; nucleus. The record is from RefSeq and is a predicted model, not a curated record. Gene Ontology annotation, biological process: chromatin remodeling; regulation of transcription by RNA polymerase II. NCBI's taxonomy places the organism in Eukaryota, Fungi, Ascomycota, Dothideomycetes, Mycosphaerellales, Mycosphaerellaceae.
AUGAGCGCCCAGUCGCCAUGGUCAUCGAAUGCCUCCGGCGCAGUCCAGGACCUCGAUAGCGCUGACGCUUCCCAUCAACAACAAGACUCGAACACCGAUGGACCCGACGCGAUUCGAGAAGGGAAACAAAAGGCUAAAGAAACAAUGGCCGCCGCUGGAAUCAGCUCGACCGAGUCGCCUGCCCCGGCGCAGCAAUCAGACACCCCGAAUGGCUCCUCGCAACCCAAUGGCGCGCCGCAAUUGAGCAGAAAGAGAUCGCGAGAUGGAACACAGCUCCCUGUUGCUCAGUCUUCUGCUGGCAGCGAUGGCGCGGGCGAAUCCCAGCCGGCGCAUAAUGAGAUCUUAUUGGACCGCUACAUCCAGCGCGAUAUGCUGCACGGUGCUGCUAUGAACGACCAGGACGAGCGAUCGCGCAAUCUGAUACAGGCCAAGAAGAUGGAAAAGGAGUUUUACAUGAAUGAGGUCGCAGCGCGAAGGAAGCAAGAUCCUGGUUCCAUCUUUGGAUACGGCUUCAUGGGAUACGGCAAUGGGUCGACGAACGCGCGGAGUCAGAUAGUGUACAGCUCCAAUCGAGGUCCACCCAAAGGCAGGAGAUCCAAGGUGCUGAAUGUCAACCGGAAAGACAACGCGCAGCAAGCAGAGCAACAUGAGGAGCUUGUGCCGGUGCGUUUGGACAUCGAAUUGGACAAACUGAGACUACGCGACACCUUCACGUGGAACUUGCACGAAAAGUGCAUACCGCAGGACCUAUUCAUGGACUACUUGCUGGAAGACUUGAAGAUACCGCCUGAAUCCAUACCAGAGGUGAAGAGGCAGAUCAAUGCGGAAAUGCAGGACCAGAUACAAAACUACUACCCCCACAUCAUUGUCGAGGAUGGCCCGCUGGAACCUGCGAGACCGUACGCGGAUCACAAGGACGAUGAGAUGCGGAUCCAGAUUAAGCUCAAUAUCACGAUCGGCCGAAUCACACUUAUCGAUCAGUUCGAAUGGGACAUCAACAAUCCCCUCAACUCACCGGAAGAAUUCGCGCGACAGAUGGCAUGGGAGAAUGCUCUGAGUGGCGAGUUUACCACAGCCAUUGCGCAUUCCAUACGAGAACAGAGCCAGCUCUACACCAAGAGCUUAUAUUUGACGAAUCAUCCCUUUGAUGGGCGGCCGGUUGAGGAUCCGGAUUUGAAGGAUGGUUUCUUGCCAGCGCCUAUCCACAGUGCAUUCAGGCCGGUGCCAGCCCAGAAAGACUACACUCCGUACAUGUACGAGAUGAGCGAGGCCGAGCUCGAAAGGACCGAAACAUCGAUGAUGCGUGAGCAUAGAGCGCAAAAACGGCAGUUGAAUCGACGUGGUGGACCAGCUUUGCCAGACCUCAAGGACAGACAACGGACUGUGCGAUCUUUGAUUGUACAUUCGGUCAUUCCAGGCGCCGUGGAGACAUUUGAGACGACUGGCAUCCUCAAGACUCGUCGCGGUGGCCGAGGCGGACGACGAGGUGCUCGUAAUGAUGGAGAUGGUGAUUCAGACGAGCUUGAUAGUGAAGAGUCUGGUGCAGAGUCUCCCGCUCCGUCAGCAAUCGCUGCCACCACUGGAGGCACUGCUCGAACUCGUGGAAUGCGCGGUGCUGCCGCUGCCGCACAGGCUAACAUGCGUGCGGGAUACGGUAGAUCAGAUACACCCGAUUCGCAGCUAUUAUCGGCACCGCAUACCGAGACCAGGACCUCGACAAGGAAGAGUCAGCUGCGGGAGGAAAGCGUGGCAGAUGAGAACGACCAACUCAUCGUUAAGCUCAAGAUCGGGAAAGCGAAAUUCAAGGCCUUUUUGGAAGACUAUAAAGCGAAGAAACGUGCGAAAGAAUUUCCAUUAUCUGGCUACGCAUCUCAGCCUCCGCCAGGUAUGAAUCUCGGCACACCGACUCGAGGAGCACCCAGUACGCCCGGAGCGACUCCAAGAUCUCAAGCACGAGGCACGCCACAACCGAACGGAGGUCAUUCCCGCGCAGCCUCCACGGCGCGGACAUCCGCCGUGCAGUACGAUGCUCGUGGCGCAGUAGACACAGACCACUGGCCUCGCCAAGACGACACUCCUCCCGCCCCACCCCCUUGGCUCGCCACCGCCAUCCGCAACCUCCAAGACCGACACCCCGACGACAACUUCGUGCCCCUCAUGAAACCCUAUUGCAUCUCGCUCGAAACCGGCGAAAUCACCAAAGGCAACCUCGGCCCCGGCGACCCACCACCCGCGGGUCUCAAACUGCAGUAUUUGCCCCGCAUCAGGUGUAAUGAUUGUCCCGGGAAAUUGUACACGGCGCAGUUGGGGAAGGUCGAGGAGGAGUUUGAGGUGCAUUUGAGGAAUAAGAAGCAUCGGGCUGCGGUGGAGGAGAGGGUUAGGCUGGGUGGGGCGAAGUAG